Caenorhabditis auriculariae is the source of this 1589-nucleotide messenger RNA. The record is from the annotation of a GenBank genome assembly. Lineage: Eukaryota; Metazoa; Nematoda; Chromadorea; Rhabditida; Rhabditidae.
AUGGAACGAGAUCAAUUCAGCAUUUCUGGCAAUUCUCACUUUUAUUUUGUUGGAAUUAGUUUGGCCGUGUUCAAAAUCUUCACAAACGUUGUGAAUGUGAGUGAGGCAUUCAGCCUCCAUUUUCGUGUAGGUGAGGUUUUUUUUUUGCAUUGUUCUUUUUAACAGAGGCUUCAGUAAUAGAAUAAUUGUUGGAAAAAGCUCUAGUGGCCACUUAAGAGGUUCCUCCAGGACUACUUGGAGAAGACUCUGAGCUCACCUCUAUAGAAACCACUAUUUUGGAUCUUAGUGGUCCCUAUAGUAGUUUUUAGGACUCUAGUAGUUUCAUUCAGAUUUCUAAAGUGGCCACUAAAUAUUUUCCUAGUGUUUCGACAACUUUUUGUGUAUCAAAAAAUCCUUUCUGCAGAUUUCUCCACAAUUUUGAUGUUUCUGAUGCUUCUGGCCGUUCCUUUCUCAGUUUGGAACCCCGCCAUCUGGUUUUCGAUAUUUUCCACGGCUUUGGCGGUCAUGUUCUAUGCGAAUAGUACGUUUAUACUUUUAUGUGUUGUUUUCCAAAUAUAUUUUCCAUUUCUAUUGCCUCAACUGACACUAAUCUUCAGAGGACAAAAAAAUAAUACUUAAUAUUGUUAUGAAGGUUCAAAAAAACUUCAAGGAUUAGGGAGAAAAAAGGUUCAAAUGGGAAAACAUGAUAACGAAAAGUUUAAAAAUAACGGUCUUCGACUGAAAUUAACUAUGUUUUAGUGUUGUUUUAUUUUAAUGAAGCGGUUUUUAUUUUAAAUAUCAUGGUUACACUGCGUUCAAAAAUGAAGUCUCCAACGACUUUUUUUGUUAUAGUUUUCGAUGUCUACCCGCGCAAGUAGGUUAGGGUCAGACGCGCUUCGAAAAAAACCUCAUUUUAAAUGCUACGUCGAGCCAUUCCAAAUGCGACUUCAUCAAUUAAGUUGAAGCGAAGAAAAAAAUGAAUCUAAUAUUACCAAUAGGUUGAAAAUGAAAGUUAUAAUUUAACAAUUUUUAAGAUUUCACUUUACUGAAAGAAAUUUUUUUGAAAAAUUGCAAUAGAAAAAUUAAUGUCUCUCGGUUCGAAGUUGUUAUUUUUUUCAAUUCUGUGUGUUUCUCUCUAAUCUUUUCAAAACUCAAUGUACACAUAAAUUAUGUAAAUUGGCAAUAUCGCAAAAGUCCUGCUUUUUAGCCGUGUUUGUCUUGCUUUCGCCUUGGAGCGAUAUCGCAUUUUUUCCGACGCGAUUUCGAACUUUAUAAGUUUUCAAAUUUUUCUUUGGAUGCGUGAGAAAAGCGAAAAAAAAAACUCAUCAUCGAGUCGAAAAAAAUGCGAGUCCGGCGCGGCGACAACGCGGUUAGUUUGCGAUGUCGCCAAUGUACUGCAGCCGGACUAGACUUUCAUCUUUAAUGUAUAUAUUUUUUCAGAUUACCCCAACGUUUCGCUAUUCACCUUGAUCGUUAUGUUCCUCACCCUUUACGGACACGAAUAUGUCCAGUGGCGAAUUUGCCAACAAAGACGAGUCUAUGAAGAGGAACGAGCCCCGAUCUUCACAGUCCGAUCAGAUGGAAAAUUGAAAAGCGUCGAGUAUAUUUGA